CCUGAUCAUCUUCAACCUGGGGACUUCUUCAUUUCUGUCUCUGAUUCAACCUCAUCACACACUUGCAUUUUCGAUCAGAUCACAGAAUUUCAAUCUCGCUCACGCCCAGGGUACUGUAGCCAAGGGGCAUGCUUCAAAUCUUUGCUCUAGUUUUCUCUUCUGCGUUGACCUCAUCAACGUCCUCAGAGUGAUAACGGCCAAAUAUGAGCUGGACGAGUCUCCUUUGACGGCCUUCAAAUCUCCCAGUGAUCUGACUGGGCGAAUCUCUCUAUCGGGCCUCCAUGACCGACUUAUUCUCACUGCUGUUGGAGACCCACUAGCACCCCAUCUUGUCUGACCGGUGCCUUCAAAUUGAUGCCACUUCCCACAAUUUCUGAAUCUGAUAGAGUUGGCCUGCUCCUGGGCGGAAGAUCAUGACUAAUGCCGCUCCUCUUCCCGGGCGGGAUGGCAAGAAACGAAAGUACAACCACAACCCUUUGAUGAAGGUGGGCUCUCAAUCCAUCAACCAAGACGGAUCCUCGUACCAAGUCAUCCGUCCAACGACCCUCGCUCAGCGCCCUCUUGUUUUCCAGCCAGUCAAUUCCACCACGAGCAAAGCACGCUUGCCAACACCGACUCUGCCGACCGACAGUAAUCUCGAGCCUGGAGCCCAUGUGAAUCGGCAUUCUGGUCCUACGUCUGUGUCUCAGACCUCGCACAUCCCCCGAGGCACCGAGGGCGAGCAGUCUGGCAAGAAAGCAUUCACUCAAGACUCAUUCGUGGUAAACACAGUAGGCUACGAUGGCAUGGAGCUAGGGGAAAGACCCUCCGCCAAGCGACGGAGGCUGCAGAUGGAGUCCCAGAGAAGAAUAUUCCGGCCCAGCAGACCAAUAAAGAUCUCCCCCAUGGUCAACAGCGAUAUUUGGCAAAUUAUCUUCAGUUAUUGCGAACCUAAGCUCUUGGUCGAAGCGAAAACUCUGAGCAAGGGCUUUUGCCAGCUCUUGAAUGAUCGCAUGGGGAUUUGGAAACAGAGCCGACAGAACUAUUUUGGCAGAGAUAUGCCCGACUGCCCUCGAGACAUGACGGAGCAACAAUACGUUGAUCUCCUUGUGCGAAGAGGGUGCCAGAAUCGAGACUGUCCCAAAGACAACACGACCAGGGUGUAUUGGACUUUUCAGGUACGACUUUGCCUGGAUUGCUUCAAGGCCAAAACACUCAGGGUAUGCAUGCACGCCGCUUGAUUGAUGAUAUUUGGCUAUCUGACUCACCUGUCUAGGCCGAUGAACUACCAUCUCACCGGAGGCAUCUUAUUGCCGAAACUAACGAUGACGAAACGGCGGGAAGACCGUUGUGGGACUUGCUGCCCCUUGGCCGGAGUGAUGGGAGGAGGUAUUUACAACCGAGGCAGGUGGAUCAAUCUACCAACGAAUGGGCCACCACGCAUGUAUUGCGGCAGUAUGUGUUUUUGAGGUCGGCGUAUACACAGCUAGAAUUCGAGUAUCUUGCUCUUGUUCAUGGUGGAGCACAGUGGGCUGAAGUGAAGGAGUGGGCCGACAACAAACAUAACCGGAACAUGGAGUAUAUGACUCGCGCCAUCGAGCUCGAUUCAUGGCAAAAGAGCCAAGUGUCUUUGUCGGAGAACCGGCUGGUUCGGAUGAGAAUAGACUACUUUGAAGACCGCGCGGCUGAGCUCGACCCACCCAUGGAAGAACACAUUCUGGUGAGAAUGGCGGCAUAUCAUAAAUGUUUGAGGGUGCAAGCAGCGCCGACGGAACGUUCCUGGAAGACACUCCAAGACAAAAUCCUACCCUACAGAGCGCAAGCGGAGAUUGUGGAGAAAUAUCGCAUGGACAUGAGGUCGCUGUCGGUACUUGUCAGAACACCGGCCAAGGUGUUGCACGCACGAUUGCGUGACCAUCGAUGGGACCGCAGAAUUGAUCCUCCUACUCAACCGGAACAAGACUAUGUUCUACGCCUCGCUCGGAGAGAGUUCCAAAAAUGUAUCGAGGCCAAGGUAGCGGAUGCCGACCUACUUCUUCGCUGCCUUCAGCAGGUGUUUGACGAGCACGCCAAGAACCCAAAUCCACCACAGGGUCUCAACUACAACGGGGAUAUCGGACCUUAUCUACUCAGCCUUGACGAUGCUCGCAUGAUCGUCGAGGAGGUAAUUGAGAAGCAGAUUCCGAAAGAGUCCGUCCGUGGCAUGGCAGUGCUACAGUCCUUGAGAUGUCGAGGAUGCCGGCGAGUCGACUUUGUCAGGAGUUUCUCAUUUGUUGAGGCGUUUGAACAUAUACUGGAGAGCCACUCGAUAUACGUGGGUAAAGGGCUGGAAUUUUGGCGUUUUGCCAUCCCUUAUGGAGACCCCGACAGAUGGUCAAGCUUGAGUAUGCGGGACAAUUCCCGGUUCCCAUGGUAUACGGCGGCAUGGCCCAGGUGUCUUCCGCUGGUACCGGGCUACUAUGACAUCUCCACUCUGGAGGACUGGCAUCCUUCCAGCACGGAGACCCUUCUGCCUCGAUCUGCCCGGCCGUCCCGUUCUCUUUUCGAGCAACUGACUCCAAAGGGCGUGGGGAUCUCUCCUUCAGAGAUGGGAUCCAACAUGGUGCACGCGGCCAAAAUCCUUCGCGGGGUCAGACUGGAAAGCGAGUGUCAAAUGGCCAUCAUGCUCAAGUACGCGGGUGACCUCCAUCGUCAAACUGGCGCACCAGACCCGCCCGUCUCAGUGCUAGCCGAUGCUUUGGAAGGCAUCCGAGAGGCCAACUCUCGGAUUGAUCUUCGAUUCCGAUGCAAUGCUUGCCUGGGGGCGGUCAUUGGUCAUCGGAGCGUCAAGAACACUAAAACCAAAUUGGCGAUAGAGAAGCUCCUGGUGCACUGGCAGGACAAACACGGGGACCUCGGUCAAUCAUGGAUGAGUACGUUGAUGGUGCUUCCAACCGAGGUGGAAGUGACACGCCAGGUUGAGGAAUCGGAUCGGAAGCUGGAGGCAGAAAAACAGGCAAUGCAGGCGCGAAAUGCCAAGCUGGCAAAUGCGAUCAAGAAAAGACCAAAGUUGAAGGAGCAAGUGGUAAUGAAUGCACGAACGGCACACGAGGCGGUUGAUGAGUUGUUCAUCGCGGUUGAUGCCAGUUGAGGAUGCGCCUCGCCAAUGAGUGAAGAACAAGCAGACAGUGAACAGCAUCAGCCAGAGCCACUCUGACUCUUGAGGCUGAGGAGUCUAGGUCCAUUUGAAGCGCUUCGCAUGUUGGCUGAUGUGAAAAUCAAGGCUACGAAAUUAGAUGACAUGAAAUUGUGAAUACCAGCGUCGGCGUUGGUAACGAAUUCAAGGUGCAUGGAGUAUGUCAAGUUUUGCUUCGACACGGGUUGUCGAUUAUUGGGAUAAAUGAUCCUCGUGAUCGGACAAGGCAUGGGUAUUAUUUUGCAGGAGGCCAGGCUCCUUGCUAUUUAAACAUACAAUACAG
Molecule: messenger RNA, 3437 nt
Organism: Exophiala mesophila
Lineage: Eukaryota; Fungi; Ascomycota; Eurotiomycetes; Chaetothyriales; Herpotrichiellaceae
Exons: 2
Coding region: 1553-3109 (518 amino acids)
Molecular function (GO): protein binding
Source: RefSeq, a predicted model, not a curated record